Messenger RNA from Chironomus riparius, 1281 nucleotides. Lineage: Eukaryota; Metazoa; Arthropoda; Insecta; Diptera; Chironomidae. The record is from the annotation of a GenBank genome assembly.
AUGUUCAAGUCAAAGCAGUUCAAUUUCGAUACAAAUUUUCAAAUAAUGGAAGCUCUGAACCAAUUCAUCAAACAAAAAUUAUUUAGAGAAUCACAAGCUUCAAACAUCCAAUAUUUUCGCGACUUCUUUCAAUGUGAAGAAAUUUUUAUAAAAUUUGGCAUAAAUUUUUUAAAGUCAUCGACUACAUCUGAAACUGCCCGCAAAUGGGAAAAGCAUCAUUUUGUAGCUAUGAAAAUGGCAACAGUCGUUGUAGUCAUGCUUUCCAUUAUUAACUUUGUCAUUUCGAUAGUAGAUCAAUCAAUAGUCCUCGCCAUAGAAUCAUCAGCUGCUGUUGGAAUUUUUACUUUGAUGCUACUGAAGAUUCACACAGUGAUGAUAAAGAACCGAGGAACUUUAAUGGAAAUCCUCGAAAAACUUGAGUUCCAUUUUCCAACUGAUGCUUGGAAUCAGCAUGUCUUUGAGGUUCAAAAUUACCUUAGCACAUUGAAGACCUUCAGGAAGAUUACAAUUGUCAUUUACUCGACUAUUUACAUCCAGCUUAUUUCAGUUCCAUUCUUUCAAUUAUUUUACAGAUGGAUAACAUCAAGUGACUUUGUUAUUGACUUAAUCAUCCAGUGCUAUAUCCCAUUUGACUACAGUAAUCCACUUGUUUAUUCUAUUAUUUAUGUUAUCCACGCCUGGAUGUUCCUUGUCAAUGUAUUGGCAUUGUUUUCAAAUGAAUUGCUUUACUUUGGCUUGAUAAUAGUCCUCAGCAUGGAAUUUGAUAUUUUAGGACACUUGAUUAGCGAAAUUGAUCCUCGAGAAGGUUUGGAAUGUGCUUUGACGCAAAUGAAGAUGUUCAUAAAAAUUCAUCAGGAAUUAAUUGCAAUUGCUGAGAAGCUUGAGGACAUUUUUUCGAUGAUUCUGUUUGUAAACAUAUUUGGCAUGAUCUACUUGAUUUGUGGAACUGCUUUCUUAAGUGUCUCAGGAAUAAGUCGUUACUUGUUGCUGAAAUACUUCAUUGGUCUGAUUACGACAUCAUGGAACGGAUACAUUCAGUGCUACUUCGGUGAACGAUUAAUCCAAUCAUCAAUUUCAGUAGCUAAUGGAGCAUACAACAGCAACUGGUACCAUGGAUCACCAGAAUAUAAAAAGCUAGUUUACAUUGUCAUUGCUCGAUCACAGAAGCUUCAGAAACUGUCAGCAUUAAAGUAUGUAGAUGUGUGUUUGGAAACUUAUAAAUGGAUCAUUAACAAGGCUUAUUCAUUCUAUUCUGUAUUGACUGCAAUUUAUAGUGUAUAA